UUUCGCACAGUGAGUGGCGAUUGGUCUUCCCACAAAAGCGACGGCAAACAGCGGCGGUCUAUUCAAAACAAAAUCUUUGGAUUCUUUAUAAAUGUCGUUUUCAAAAGCACCUGUCAAGCGUUUUAAUGAUGUUUCAGGUUGCGCUCCACCUGUUGGAGCAUAUGAUCCUAAAGAGGAAAGAAAUCUGAAAGGAGCAUACAUCGAGAAAUCAGAUCGCUUCAAACAUCCAAAAGAUGUUGCUCCUAAUUCUGAUUACAUGGAAUACUUCCAUCAUUCUCAGCUGACUUCCAGCACUCCCAGAAAAUGUGGCUCCGCAAACAGUUCCUCAUCUUCUGAGUCAUCCAACAGAAGUGUAGCAAGGAAGUCAACACAUUUCAGUGAUCAUACUGGACGUAGUAAAGACCUUGAACUGGAGCUCCGGAGACUUCUGCAUGUAAAGGGAGAACAGGAUCGCGAGCUGCGGCAGCUGCGUGAAAAGUGUCAGAAUCUUGAAGGACGACUAAAUAAUGCCGAUGUCGAUCACACACUGUGCCUUGCUCAUGCAGCCACUUUGGAGGCAGAAACUAAGGAGGCAAAGUCACAGCUGAAGGUUUUACAAAUGCAGUUGCCUGUCCAGAUGCAACAGAAGCAUGAAAAACUUGUACAGAGUCUGAGGCAAGAACAUGAAGCAAAAUCCAAGGAACUUCGGCAAGAGCUAGAAGCAGUUAAGGAAAAGCAUGACCACGCACAGCAGAAAAUGCAGAAGGCACAACAGGAAGUGGACAUCCUUCAGCAAAUGCUGCAAAAAAGCCAAGAGGCCUGCAGCUCUUGCGAACAGAAGCUGCAGGCACUGCAAGAAGAGAGCAGCAAGACACAGCAACAGAUGCACAGCCUUCAGUUAGAGAGGGAGAGGCUGCAGCAAGCCCUGGCACAGCAAGGAGAUGUGUGCGCUGUGACAGAACAGCGGCUACAAGCUGCAUUACAAGCACGAGACCAGGGGGAGAAGCAGAUGGAGCAGGCACAGCAGAAGUGUUAUGAUCUGCAGCAGCAGUUGCAGCAGAUGCAAGAGAACCACAGCAAGCUUCAAGAGCAGUUGCAAGAAGAGCUGCACAGCACAAAGGAAAACUUGGCUAAACUGCAGCAAAGUGGUAUUUCUGUGGAAGAGGAAAGCAAGAAUUUGAAACUGGCCAAAAAGGACCUUGAAGUGCGUGGGGACCUUAUGUUCGAUGCUAUUAGGUCUCUCAAGGAAGAAGCAUACAGUGAGUCUGAUGUCAUGAAGCAGCAGCUUUUUGAGGAGUUGGCUGAGAAUGCUCUGUUAAAGGAGCACAUAGAGCAGCUAGAACAAGAAAAUAAGCUGCUAAAUGAAACCAUUCAGUCACUGACAGUAAAGCAUGAAGUUCUGGAAGAAAAGCUUGCUUCCCAAGAAGUUCAGGAAGAAAAAACCUGUUCACAGCUCAAAAUGCAAGUUAAUGUAUUGCAACAAAAUUUACAAACUCUUCAGGAUGAACUGGAGUGCACAAAACUGACGAACAAAGAUUUAGUUCAAAGCCUGACACAGCUGAAGGAUGAACUAUCAUGUACAAAAAGUCUUGAGCAUGGCAAAGAAAAGGAGCUGGAAGUUCUAAGCCAUGCUAAACUUGACCUGGAAGCAGCCAUCAAAAGCCUCAUGGUGGAUCUCCAUGCUGUGCAACAAAGAGAAGAAGGAGCACAGAGUCAGGUGCUUCAUUUUCAGACACAGGUGCAGCAGCUCCAGGUCACAGAGCAGGAUCUCAAGAUGCAGCUAGAGCAGCAAGUGACCUUGGCUGACCAAGAACAAAACAAGCUGAAGGAUAAGUUGAAGAGAGCUACUGAAGAACGACACAAGCUGGUUGAAAAACACUGUGAAGAACUGCAGAGUGUGAAGAAGGCUUUGGCUUUGGAUCACCAGGAAAUGGAUGCCAAGAUGUCUGAACUUGCCCUACGAUUAGACCGAAGCCAGAACUUCAACAGACAAAUGAAAGAUGAGCUGAAGAAGCUUCUGGCAGACAAAGAAAAAUUGCAGCAACAGAUCUGUGACCUGGAAAAACAGGUGAAGAAAAGCCAAGAUGAACUUGAGACACAUCAGUCAGAGUUUAGAGAACAGGAAGAGAUGCUGCAUCUUAAGCUGACAGCUUUACAGGAGGAACUGAUGAGGCUAAAAGGUCAAGAGGAUGAGUUUCAGUCUGCUUUAAGCAAUAGUGAGGAGUUGGCCCAGAAGUACAAGAAGCAGUUCCUGCAACAGACCGAAAAAUGCUCUGAACUUGAGAACGAAGUGAAAGAUAUGGAGGCUGAGAAGACCAUGCUUCAGAGUCAAAUUGACAGUAUUUUAACAGAAAACGGUCGCAUAGUGUUAGAUAUGGAAGGGCAGCUGGAAAGAAUGCGGGAAGCAGCCUUGGAGGAGCGCAGUGGGUUUGAACGUAUCAUAAGUGAAAUGUCUGAAAAGAUUCAGCAGCUGGAGGAGACUGAAACACUUUUAAAGGAACAAGAAGACUGGAAAAACAAAUAUGAUGAGUUAUAUUUUCGUGUUGAACCGUUUAUGGAGCAGCUCGAUGCAUUUGCAGCAGAACGCGAACUUUUGCUUGGUCAAAGGCAGCAGGAUGAGGCAGAAGUUGCAAAACUUAUGGAGAAGUGUGCCAAGCUGCUUGGUCAUCAAAACCACCGCCAAAAAAUCCAGUACAUCAACAAGAUGAAGGAUGAAUUCAUGAAGUGCCGCAAGGAAAAAGAAGAAUUAAAGGGAAAAGUUGCCAAACAGAACAAUGCAAUACAGAAACUUGAAAGACGCCUGCAGAUCCUUGAGGGUAAAAAACUAGUUGACCCUGUGCACCUUCGAAAAGACCAGCAGCCACUUAGAUCUCCACUUAGGCAGGCAAAUACCAACAUUCAGUAGGUGUUUGUCAACACCACAGUUUGGAGAUGCAGGGUAUGUCCUCAGAGGCAGUAUCUUAAUGUAUGUGAUGGGGCUUGGAAGUGAUCGUGGCUCAUGUUAUGACUGUUUGAAUGUACGAGCGAAGGAUGAAAAUAAUUGAGGGAUCAAAUUGUGUGAGCUGACAGCUUGCAACAACAUUUAGGCACUGUCUAGUGCACUCUGCAAUGAAAGGUGAAGUUUAAAGUCUGGAUGUAGAUAACUGAAUUUUAAAUAUGUUCAUUUCAUUGUACAUUGCUUCAUUUCAGUCUGGUGCUAGCAGCAUAAUCUCAUUUGCUAUAAAAUUAAUUUUGCUGUAUAAAUGACAUUCGUGAUUUCGCCUUCACAGCAACAUUUGAAGUGGUGGGACUGAAAUAUGUGUCCGCUUGAAGUGUGUACAAAACUUGAAAAGAUGUGGAUGCUGAGACUAGUAAUGAAAUGCCACGCUUUGUUUUUAAAUACAUGUACGGAACAGAGAUUGGUUGGCAAAACAAAAAUCGUGAUGAUGCGUUUGACUUAAGCAUCAUGUUUGCUUGGAAGUCAGAAAAGAAACACUUGUGGAAGGAUGUGAUAUAAAUCAGAGAAUGUGUACUGAAAGGUCAACCAGACUAAGUUUGUUUUUCACAGAGGAUAGUACUGACAUUGUGACAAAGCCUGUCUACGCAGUCAUGUGAUGUAAGGGUUUUGACUGUGCAUGGCAAGGCUAAUGCUCAUAGAGCUUGAGAACAAAAGACAGUUGCUCAUUCAGGGUUGUUAAAAAAGUCCAUGUGCUGAGUUCUUUCUUGUCACUAAUAAACUUUUGCACUCUGAUAUACCUGGUGUAAGUAUUUGCUGUAUAAGUUAUGUGGUAAGGUGUUUAAUCAACUGUGCUAUUUUACUGUGUACUAAAUCUGUAAUAUUUCUCUAAAUUUCAUUUUUACUGGUGUUUUAUAAUCAGCUGCAGUAUGUACUCUAGGAUUGAAUGCAAAUAUUUUGAAGGAUAUUUUAUGGUUAAUGUUAUCUUACAUACAGAACAAUGUUUAAGCUUGUCACAUUGAUGACCUGUUUGAAACCACAAAUUUAAAAGUGUUUGUUUAUAUCCAGCAAAUGUGGGUCAUAAAAUUCACAAAGCAAAAAGGGUUUCUUUCUACCUCAACAUCUUUUUGCAGUCAUUCUGAUUCAGAAUGCAAGUAAAGUCCAUGAUAAAU
This is a messenger RNA of Pomacea canaliculata, 4086 nucleotides long. RefSeq names its product hyaluronan mediated motility receptor-like. Lineage: Eukaryota; Metazoa; Mollusca; Gastropoda; Architaenioglossa; Ampullariidae. Gene Ontology annotation, molecular function: hyaluronic acid binding. The record is from RefSeq and is a predicted model, not a curated record. The transcript is spliced from 19 exons. Gene Ontology annotation, cellular component: membrane. Bases 92 to 2884 code for a protein of 930 amino acids.